This is a messenger RNA of Phymastichus coffea, 1834 nucleotides long. RefSeq lists its product as uncharacterized. The record is from RefSeq and is a predicted model, not a curated record. Lineage: Eukaryota; Metazoa; Arthropoda; Insecta; Hymenoptera; Eulophidae. The transcript has 4 exons. The coding region runs from base 9 to 1760 and encodes 583 amino acids.
UCAAACGAAUGAAAUUCACUGAUGAGCGCUUAGUAAAUAAAGGCAUUGAGUGUAUACAGACUAUCGUAAAUGAAACAUCGUGUUCCUUUGAACAAGCGUAUGAUAUUCAAUUGCCAGACUUCAAAAAUCUAGAUAAAAUUCAUAAAGAAAGUUCUUGGUUCAAAAAUAUACUUUCAAACCUAAAGUCAAGAUUGGACACUUGCAAAUCAUUUAAUGAUAAAGUUAGUUUAUUAACAUUGUUGCCAGAUGAUUGGACUUUCAAAACAGCUGAAGAGUACUUACAAUGUUCCUAUCAUGCAUUUAUUGAGGCCAGAAAAUUGAGGGAAAAGCAUGGAAUUUUGGGACGACGUGUCAAGAAAUCUUAUCUUCGCAUUUCGCUUGAAAUCAGAAACGAAAUUGUUGACUACUACUUAAAUGAUUCAAAUACGAUAAUGUGUAGUGGAUCAAAGGAAUGUGUAACAAUCAAAGUUCCUGGCCAGCCGUCUGAAAUAGCUCAGAAAAAAAUUUUAAUUUAUGACUUGCGUGAUUUAUAUAACAAUUGGAAAGAAGACAGCAACCGCGAAGUUGUACCAUGCUUGGCAUUUUUUACAAGUCUGAAGCCUAAACAGUGUGUUUUUGCUGGCGAUCCUGGCACCCAUAAUAUAUGUGUUUGUCCUAUACAUGAAAACAUAAGACUGAAGUUAGCUGCUGUUCAGCCCACUUUGAAUUACAUAAAAGUUAUUGAAGCUGGUGUUUGCUCCCUUAACAGUAAACUUUGCAUGUUCAAUGAAUGUGAUGAUUGCCCUCAGGAAAGUGGAAUUGAGGAAUUUUUGAGAGCGAACAUUCCUGUUGAAAAUAUUGAAAAUGUAAAAUACAGUAAUUGGGCUUCUGCCACUGUUGAUACUGGAAAUAAAGAAACUUCAACGUCCACUAGGGUCACUCUGACCGGGUUUACUGAACCAAUAGAUGAAUUUUUAGAUAAAUUAACAGACAAUAUUUGGGAUAUGACUCGACAUCACUUUAUUUCUUAUAAACAGAAAGAAAAUCUGAAUGACACUUUAAAAAAUUUGGCAAGUGAUACUGGAGUACUCAUAAUGGAUUUUGCUGAGAAUUAUGCUUUUAUUUGUCAAAAUUCCACUCAAGGAUUCUACUUCAACAAUACGAAUGCUACACUCUUUACUGCUACAUUAUAUUACAAAGAGCAGGCAGCAAUGGACUUGAAAGUCGAAUGUUUUUGCGUUAUUUCAGAAACUUCAAUACACCAAGCGUACUCUGUAAAUAUAUUUAUGGAAGCUAUUAUCAAUGACAUCAAAUCUAGAUUUUCAUGGAUAACAAAAAUCAUUUAUUUUUCUGACGGAGCUCCAACACAGUUCAAAAAUAAAAAUCAUUUUGGGAAUUUGUGCUAUCAUGAAAAAGACUUUGGACUGAAAAUAGUUUCCUACAAUUUUUUCGCUACAUCUCAUGGUAAAAGUGCAUGUGAUGGUAUAGGGGCUGUGGUAAAGCGCAUUGCAAGAAAAGCAUCGAAGCAAAGAGUUCAAAUUUUGAAUGCAAAGCAAAUGCACGAUUAUUUGUCCACUAAAGAAUCAAAGAUAAAAAUAUUGUAUGUUGAUGAUAGUGCAGUUGAGGCAAGAGGAAAAUCACUCGCUAAGAGGUUUUCAUCAGCAAAAACUGUUAAGGAUACCAGACAAUAUCACUUUUUUGAACCAAUUGAUCAAAAAACUAUGAAAGUGAAAUUUUAUUCUUCCGACCAAGAAUCAUUUAUUGUGAAUAUAUUCGACUAGUCAUAUUUCUAUUGCUGUACUGAUAAGAAUUCGAUUUCUUUUUAUUUCAAUUGUUGUAGAAAGAUUAAUUAUAU